AUGACAUAUCAGUAUUCAGUCAAGGAGAAAUUGAAUCAUUUGACGAAGCCUGGAACAGAUUCAAAAACAUGCUCCGAAAGUGCCCUCAGCAUGGGUUUGAUAAAAAGACCCAAAUUCGAUUCUUCUACACAGGAAAUCCAUGUCAAGAGACCAGGUGUGACUGUAGAGACAUCCUCCCCUGCUGAAAAUGAGACUACUGUGAAGGAACCAACUCCAAAGGAAAAUUCAGAAAAAUCACAGGAUAAGGCCAAGGUCACAACCAACCCAUACGAGCCUCCGAUCCCCUUCCCACAGUGCUUGAAGAAGCAAAAAGUGGAGCAGCAAUACUACAAAAAAUUCCUAGAAGUUUUCAAAAAGCUCCAUAUCAACAUCCCACUAGUCGAUGCAAUGUUUCAGAUGCCUAGCUACGCAAUGUUUCCCAAGGAUAUUAUAUCAAAUAAACACAAGCUGGAGGACCACGAGACAGUUAUGCUUACGGAGGAAUGUAGUGCCAGAAUCCAGAAUAAGCUCCCACCAAAACUGAAAGAUCCAGGGAGUUUUACUGUUCCUUGCACGAUCGGUGAAGUAUAUUUCAAUAAAACAUUAUGUGACCUCAGUGCAAGUAUUAAUUUAAUGCCUCUGUCUGUUUUUAGGAAACUCGGCUUGGGAGAAGUUAAAGCAACUAUUGUAACACUUCAGCUAGCAGACAGGUUACUGACACACCCCAGAGGGAUAAUUGAAGACGUGCUCAUUAAGGUUGAAAAGUUCAUAUUCUCAGUAGAUUUUCUUAUCUUGGACAUGGAAGAAAACAAUGAUGUCCCAUUGAUACUUGACAGACCAUUCCUGGCCACAGGAAGAGCGUUAAUUGACGUUCAAAGGGGACAGUUGAUCUUAAGAUUGGGAGAGGAGUAG
Messenger RNA from Olea europaea var. sylvestris, 891 nucleotides. RefSeq lists its product as uncharacterized. The record is from RefSeq and is a predicted model, not a curated record. The transcript has 2 exons. Lineage: Eukaryota; Viridiplantae; Streptophyta; Magnoliopsida; Lamiales; Oleaceae. The coding region runs from base 1 to 891 and encodes 296 amino acids.